AUGAAAGUGGGGAAAAUAAAAGUAUUAGAGAACAAAAUGGAAAAAAUGGAAAAAGAGAACAAAAAGAAUAAUGUAAUAAUAACAGGGAUGGAAAUUAAUAACAACAAUGAGGAAGAAAUUAUAACAAAAGCGGAGGAAAUCAUAAAACACCUAAAAGUAGAAGCAAAAAUAAAGAAAACCAAAAGAAUAAAGGGAACAAUGUGCGUAAUAGAAAUGGAAACAUUUCAACAGAAAUUGAAAGUAAUGGAACACAAGUGGAAAUUAAGCAACAUACAAAGUGGGAAGAUAUUUAUCACCAGCGAUCUUACUGAAAGGGAAAGACAGAUACAAAAAGAAAUAAAAGAAAUAAGGGACGAAGAAAAGAAAAAGAACUCUAAUGUAAAAAUGGGAUAUCAGAGGCUGUUUGUGGGGGGAAAGAAAUACAUAUGGAAUAAAGAGAAGAAGUGCCUGGAAGACAAUACAGCGGCCUACGGACCGAACGAAAACGAGAAAAAAAGAAGUAAAAGACAAAUUCUGGGAGGACCUAACAAUUGUUACAGAGGCCAGCACGGGAGAAAUAUUGGUAGCAGGAGGUCUCAAUGCGUAGGUAGAGUAGGAAUAAGGAAGAACGAGACAGAAUUUGUUCUAGGAAGACAUGAUGUAAAGGUUAUGAGAGGAGCAGAGAUAGACAGUGAUCAUUUUCUACUAGUAGGGGAAAUUAAACAACUUAACAAAGAUGGGAAUGAAGGAAAAGACGACUACAGAGCGGAACAACAAGAAAUAUUAAAAGCAUACAGAUUACAAGAACAAAAAGUAGCAGAGAAAUAUGAAGAAGCAAGCAACAGAGAAAUACAAAAAAGACAAGACAACAUGAAAAGUAUGUCGAUCCUACAAAUGUGGCAAGAAAUAAAGAGAACAAUAACAACAGCAGUAAGAGACGUAUGUGGAGUGAGCAAAAUGAAUAGGCAAAACAGAAGAACAGCAUGGUGGUGUGAGGAAAUACAAAACCAAAUAGAAAUGAAAAAGAAGAGGUGGAAAGGAUAUCUGACAAAAAGACUAGAAGAAAAAUACAAUAAAUACAAGCAACAAAGAAAUAUAGUAAAGAACAUGGUGAAGGAAGCCAAAAACAAAUCCUGGCAAGAAUUUGGAGAAAAACUUGAAACUAACCAACCUGAAAGUUUUCUAUAA
This is a messenger RNA of Zophobas morio, 1167 nucleotides long. RefSeq lists its product as uncharacterized. The transcript has 3 exons. The record is from RefSeq and is a predicted model, not a curated record. The coding region runs from base 1 to 1167 and encodes 388 amino acids. NCBI's taxonomy places the organism in Eukaryota, Metazoa, Arthropoda, Insecta, Coleoptera, Tenebrionidae.